CUUCUGGGGAUCAUUACUUUCUGUCUGGUGCUGUAUUUCUAUAAACAGCAGAAUGCUAACUACCUCAUCCUGAUUCUGCUGCUGGUGGCACUACUUGGUUCAGUGACUGUAAUCACGGUGAAGGCGGUUUCAGGAAUGAUUGUGCUCAGCAUCUUGGGUCCUCUACAGCUGUCCUAUCCCAUUUUCUAUGUCAUGUUCGUCUGCAUGGUGGCAACAAUCGUCUUUCAAGCAUCAUUUUUAGCACAGGCGUCUCACCUGUAUGAUUCCUCUCUCAUCACCUGUGUGAAUUACGUUUUCUGCACAACAUUUGCAAUUGUGGCAGGGGCCAUAUUUUAUCAGGAGUUUAACCACGAAGAUGUUCUGCACAUAUGUAUGUUUCUUUUGGGGUAGGUUUUAU
Molecule: messenger RNA, 397 nt
Organism: Sinocyclocheilus grahami
Lineage: Eukaryota; Metazoa; Chordata; Actinopteri; Cypriniformes; Cyprinidae
Product: NIPA-like protein 3
Exons: 4
Coding region: 136-390 (84 amino acids)
Biological process (GO): magnesium ion transport
Cellular component (GO): membrane
Molecular function (GO): magnesium ion transmembrane transporter activity
Source: RefSeq, a predicted model, not a curated record